CUUUUUUAAAUAUUUACUUACCCAAGGUGGCCGGCGAUAGCAUAGAUCAAGAAUGCAUUAAUAAAAUUGGAGCACACAUACUAUAUAUCAAUCAAUAUUGAAGUGACUUUAUGCAUGCAAAGAGACAUGACUUUUUCAGUCUUUGAUUUAGACUACUGCCUCAGCAUAGUGGCGGGAUAGUGGCCGGACAUAUCUAGCCCCCACUGUACAGGAUGGUUAGUCUUCAAUUUUUUAAACACAAAUUGCAUUUUGUUUCAUUUUUUUAAUUAUGCAGAAAAUUAGCAAUGCUCGACUUAUUGUGAACAAUGCAGAUAGUUUAAAAAUAAAAUAAACACGUAUUUAAAUGAAAACGUUUUUCUACUAAACAUUCAAAUAACAUUCUUGAAGGGUAACAUCGGUUUGGAGAACAUGGCCAGACAUAUUUUUCUCCCAAUAUUGGUUCUCUGGUUACGUUGUGUCUGUAUUUUAGCAGCAUGUUUGUCUGGAUGGUUUGGCUCCAACUGUCAAUACAAAUGUCACUGUAUUGAUAACAAUUGUGAUAUCAAUGGUCUAUGUUUAGAUGAAUCUACUUGUGCUAGUGGAUGGUUUGGUCCGCUAUGCCAGUAUCAGGACCUUGCACAAUUGGGUUCAACAAGUACAACGAUUUUGACGGAUAGAGAUGAUACUACUUGUGCAAAUCUGCAAUAUUCUACGAUAAACUUGGCGAGAAGAUAUGAGUUGACAUCCAUUAGGGUAAAACUAAAAGCAGAUGAUUCCUUAUCAGAGUUACGUCUUGCUGUUAAAGAGACAGUCUACAAUAGCAGUUUUACCCCGUGUACUGGCAUUACCAUAACACAAUUCAACGACUCGACUAGAUACAUCUACUGUAGUUGCAACAAAACUGUUCAGAUGGUUCAAAUAGACUUUGGAAAAACAAUAUCGCUGUGCACAGUUAAUAUUAAUGGAGGACGAAAUGUCGCUCUGAAGCAAAUGACGUGGCAGUCAAGUGAUUACGGUACUGUAUACACGUCUGACAAGGCAGUAGACGGGAACACUGAUAAUAGAAUAGCCAGUGGUUCAUGUACACAUACAGAAGACAAAGGGAUAUGGGGUCUCACAUUUCCAAUACCACUGUACAUAAACAGAUAUAUUUUGUACAACCGAGGUGACGUCCAAUUUCGUCUACGGGGAUUUACACUCACCAGCUACAAUUUCAGCCAGCAGAUUGUGUUCACCUACACAGAUCCUAAUCUGAACACCGAUGCGGAUGUUUAUAUUGUGACGUCACCACCUACUCCUUCUGUCUAUUACGUGGAGAUCCGUUCAACCUCAGCCCUAACACUGUGUGAGGUGGAGGUUUUCGAAGCAUGCCCCUUCGGAUGGUUUGGACCAAGCUGCCAGUACAAAUGCCACUGUACCAACAACUACUGUGACGUGUCUGGUGGAUGCUAUGGUGGAUCAAGUUGUGAUAGUGGAUGGUUUGGUCCACUUUGUCAAAAUGCUUGUCCUGCUACAUUUUAUGGAGACAAUUGUACACAUAAAUGUAGCACACAUUGUCUGGACCAAACAUGUGAAAACGUCAAUGGUAAAUGUGUUGAUUGCAUUUCGGGAAGAACAGGAGAAUUUUGUGAACAAGAUUGCGACAACACUCACUAUGGCCCAGGAUGUAUCUACACAUGUUCAACGAAUUGUGAAAAUUUACAAUGUGACAGCAUAAACGGUCAAUGUAAAAAAUGUUUACCAGGCUAUACUGGUCACUUUUGUAACACUACGUUCGAAAGUAACCGACUAGAAUGGAAUUGCAACCUCAAGGAUGGACGGUGUUACAAUUGCACAGAAAUAUAUCAAGAGCCAUCUAAAGAACUAUGUCAUGAGAGAUUAAUAGAGGGUAUCGGCAUUGGCAUUGGCAUUACGUGUGCUGCUGUUGUACUCAUCACAGCCAUUGUCUGCAUUAUUUGUCGAUGUAAAUCAAGAAAACUAGGCAACAACAUGAAUACUGAAGCACACACUAAAUCUAAUGAAAACUUAAAAGAGAGCCAGACUGCUAACAACGAUCAAGAUAUACCGUCAACAAAGGCUGGAUCAAACCCAUACGAUGAUAAUAACAAAGAAAACGGUCAAUAUGAAAACUUCGACCCUGAUUAUAAAGAGAUUGUAGAAUAUGAGUCUAUUGGUAUGGAAUCGACGAACAUACAUUCGUUGUAAUAUUGAGCCACACAAUAUAGGAGUAGAAUGUAUGGAUAAUGUAUUGUUAUUGUGUUUAGAAGCGUUACAUACUUUUUACUCACAAGGCAUUGUACAUAUUUAAAUUAAAUUUACAUUAUAUAUUAAUUCAACUGCAAUUAGAAUUGAAAAUAAAUGUUAUUCCUUAGCUAUUGAGUCUUAAUUAAAAUAAACAAUUAGCAGAAAAUAUCUCAUUUUCAACAAUUCUUUACAAGAUUUACUAAGCAAGCUCACAUUACUCUAUCUGUAAGAGAAGAACAUGUUUUACUUUAGUUGAAGAAUGUAUAUUAUUAGAGUAGUGUCUAUUAUAAAUAAA
This is a messenger RNA of Physella acuta, 2518 nucleotides long. RefSeq lists its product as uncharacterized. Lineage: Eukaryota; Metazoa; Mollusca; Gastropoda; Physidae. Gene Ontology annotation, molecular function: scavenger receptor activity. The record is from RefSeq and is a predicted model, not a curated record.